Lutra lutra (Eurasian river otter) is the source of this 3990-nucleotide messenger RNA. Its product is annotated as protein Shroom2-like. Gene Ontology annotation, molecular function: actin filament binding. NCBI's taxonomy places the organism in Eukaryota, Metazoa, Chordata, Mammalia, Carnivora, Mustelidae. Gene Ontology annotation, biological process: actin filament organization. Gene Ontology annotation, cellular component: apical junction complex; apical plasma membrane; cortical actin cytoskeleton. The record is from RefSeq and is a predicted model, not a curated record. The transcript is spliced from 5 exons. Bases 135 to 1460 code for a protein of 441 amino acids.
UGAGCAGUGUGCAGCCGGAAGACGGCGUGAGGGCGGCCGGCGAGCACGGCGGGCAGAAUGUAGACGAGCACGCAGCCUGUCCGAAGCGCGAGGCCCCGCUCCCUUCCAGGUUCCGGCCCCUGCCGACGUCCGCCAUGGAGACUUCUCGCUCCCCUUCUCCUCAGUUCGCGCCCCAGAAGCUGACCGACAAACCGCCCCUGCUGAUCCAGGACGAGAAUUGCGCAAGGAUCGAGCGGGUGGCGGACGGCAGCGGCACGGUGAAGAGGGUGCCCGUCAAGAUCGUGCACUCGGAGAGCCGGCCCGAGAAGGAGAGCCGCCAGGGCCUGGCCCAUGCCACCGAGCUGCCCGCGCUGCCCAGCGGGCUGGAGAAGGACCAGAUCAAGACACUCCGCACGUCCGAGCAGUCCUACUCGCGCUUCUGCCUCUACAGCCGGGAAGACGCCGAGCCCGAGCCCCCGCGCCCCAGCGCCCCCACGCCCGGCGCCAAGGACGGCGGGGCCUCCCCCUCCGGCCUCAGCUACAUGAGGGCCAAAGAGAGGACAGCCGAGGACCUGAAGUCGGAGGAGCUGGCCCGGGAGAUCGUGGGGAAGGACCGGUCCCUGGCCGAGAUCCUGGACCCCGGUGUGAAGAUGAGGACCACCAUGGACCUCAUGGAGGGCAUCUUCCCCAAAGAUGAGCACCUGCUGGAGGAAGCCCAGCAGCGCCGCAAGCUGCUGCCCAAAGUCCCGUCUCCGAGAGGCGCGGACGAGAAGAGAGAGGAGCCGGGUGCGCCUGCGGCCAUGUCCCUGGCCACCAACUCCACCUACUACAGCACGUCGGCCCCCAAGGCAGAGCUGCUGAUAAAGAUGAAGGACCUGCAGCAGCAGGAGGAGCCGGAAGACGACGCAGGGAGUGACGUGGACCACGACCUGGCCGUGAAGAAGGAGCUCAUCGAGAGCAUCAGUCGCAAGCUGCAGGUGCUGCGGGAGGCCCGGGAGAGCCUGCUGGAGGACAUCCAGGCCAACAAUGCACUUGGGGAUGAGGUGGAGGCCAUUGCCAAAGAUGUCUGCAAACCCAACGAGUUCGACAAGUUCCGGAUGUUCAUCGGGGACCUGGACAAAGUAGUGAACCUUCUGCUGUCGCUGUCCGGCCGCCUGGCCCGUGUGGAAAAUGCCCUCAAUAAUUUGGACGACAGCACUUCUCCUGGUGACCGGCAGUCACUGCUCGAGAAGCAGCGGAUGCUCAUCCAGCAGCACGAGGACGCCAAGGAGCUGAAGGAGAACCUGGACCGCCGGGAGCGCGUCGUGCUCGACAUCCUGGCCAGCUACCUGAGCGAGGAGAGCCUGGCUGACUACGAGCACUUCGUGAAGAUGAAGUCGGCUCUCAUCAUCGAGCAGCGGGAACUGGAGGACAAGAUACACCUGGGGGAGGAGCAGCUGAAGUGCCUGUUCGACAGCCUCCAGCCUGACAGAGCCAAAUAAGGGGAGCCCUCCCUGGCGGAGGACGGAAGCUGGCGCCGGGCGCUCCGUUCCUGAGGAGGCGAGUAGGAACCCCAGCCUCUCUCUGGCUCCUGGAGCACAAAUCCUCCGGUAGCAAAACGGCUGUUAGGAAAGCAAUAACUGUGUGUGUGUUUGCGAUGGUCUAUUUAAUUCUUUGGUUCCCCUUUUGAAUGUGCCGCAGAAUGUCUCCCCGUUAGCCAUCUUUCCUUUGCAAGUCACACUCGUGGCGGCGGGCUCCAACGGAUGGCGUCUUGGUGCAGUCCAGACUGUGGGCUCCUGCCGCGUGGCACAUGCAAGGGGUCGUUUCCACGGGUGGGUCUGCCCUUCCUCCCAUCUUCCUAUCCUGAAGCAGCCGCUCGGGAAGCUGAGCGGGUCCGUAAGGUGCAUGAGGGGAGACCCUGGCGCACGUCUUGUCCUGUGAUUCAUCCAAAGCAUGGGCUGCCACGUGUCCUCCCUGUUCGUCAGGUGGUGUGGACCAUUCAUUGUCCUCCUUCCUUGUCCCCCAGCAAGAACUGUGAUGAUCUGUGAUGGUCAUGCAUUAACAUUUUGGAAAGGUGAAUCAUUUCCAAGUGGUUAAAAACCAACCGUGGAACAAGUCACCAACAUGUUGGAUUCACUCAUUCUGAAAUCGCCACUUAGAGAAAUAGCGUGCAUGCUGUAAAACACAGGCACAGAGCAGAUAGUUUCAGUCCUGGUAUCCCGGUUCCAGGGCUGUUUCCUUGCAAAGAGAAAUUACUCGGUUUAUAGUAUGUCCCGUAGUGUGAUGUGCUUGCUAGACGUCUGUUUCCUGAGACCAGCAGCAGAUUUCUAAAGCUCCUUUUUCCCCAGAAUGCUUACUUUGUGUGCACUGGGUCAUUAACCAUCAUUGGCUUCUUGUCCCCUUUUGCCUCUUCAAAUCCACUACCAUGCCGUGGAAGGGUUCCGUUCCAUUUACGUGUAAAAACCUUUUCUCUGGCCUUUCAGAGGCCGUAUGGACUCUACGAGCCCUAAACCUGACCUUUGGCCACAGAUUCUAUAGGUUCUGUGGCCUUUUCAUUGGUUGAAAUGACAAGAUUCUAACGAGAGUCUGUUCACUCACAAAACACUGUCAUGCUGCCCAUUUCCGGUGGAGAAGUCACAGACUGGGAGAAAAGAUUUGCCGGUCACGUCUGUGACGGAGGAUCUGUAUCUGGACCGUGCAGAGAACUUUCAGAGCUCCACAGCAAGAGAGCACACAGCCCCGUUAGCACGUGGGCAAGAGACAUAACUUGGCGCUCCACUGAACAGGGCACAGGUGUGCAUGGCAAACUGGCACGUGGGACAAUGUCUGCCCGCCAACGGCUUGGUUGUCAUCGGUGUUUUAUCUGUGUCGCUGCAGACCCGCUGUGCUGCUUCCCAGACACUCCUCUGAUUUGGUGCCUGGAAAAUGGCAGGGGAACCCCACGAUGACUUCCUGUCGGGGUGAUAUGCAGAUACUUGUUUGAUAAAGCGAUCAUCUGGAUCCUCGUUUCCCCGUAUUGCUGUGGAAGUUUUCCAACAGGUGGGGGGACAUCCUUUUGUCAGCAGAGUGUUCCCUUCCCGAAACACACGUGCACACGAGUGUCUUAACUGACCGAUGUCUGUACUUCCUGCACCGGGGAGUGAGCUGGACUCCUGAGCCACGGCACGGAUGUCUGUGCGCCCCUGCCCAGAGGGGUCCAAACUGGCAGGCUUCAGUCAUGCAGGCAAUAAACACUCUUCCUGGCAACCCAGCCAUGCCAAAGAGACAAAUGCCUUUUCACAAGUUGUCAUUCCUAUCAAAUUAAGCUACUUCCGACUUGAAGAAUGCCCAUUCUGCCAAUGAAGUGUCCUCCUUGCCUCCUCAUGUAGUCCCUUGCUGUGAAAACUGGUCACUUCAGAAAAGGUGAGGCCGGCUGUCCCCGGACCUCUGUCACUCUCCCCCACGGGGACAACCGCAGUAAUUUGACUGUAUUUUGCUUUUAAUUUACACAAAGCUUUUAUCUGUGAUCCUUUCCCCUCAAACACAGUAUUGUGAACCAUUUUGAUGAUAAAUAUGUAAAAUGUGAAUAAUGGAAUUUAUGUGUCUGUGUCCAGCCUUUUGAGGUCUCUGGAGGACGUUCUCUUCUACGUAGCAAUAUGGAACGCUCCACUGCGCUUUCAGCAAAGCACAUGUCACCUUUACGGUCCUGUGCCCCUCCCGUUGGCCUCUUAGACGUCUGGUUAGCGGGGGCCCAAAGAGUCCAGUGAGUCGGUGGACGUAACUUUGUAAAUACCAUGUUAUUGCAUACAAGAACAGCCUGGUGCUAACGUUCUGCCCUUGGCGUUCGUAGGUGGUGGCUGACUCCUCCCCCCGCCAUAACUCGGCUCUGCGAUGCCCUGUACUUCGGGAUUUCAGUCAGGGCCGCUGCCCGUGGCUUUUAUCCUGCUUCCACUGUGGAAAAUGUGUACGUACUUCAUGCUCGACACUCACCACCUCUCAACACAUCGUCCUGCUUGACUUUAACAAAAUAAAUGGUGUCUUGGAGUGAAUGGA